Funneliformis geosporum is the source of this 201-nucleotide messenger RNA. The record is from the annotation of a GenBank genome assembly. NCBI's taxonomy places the organism in Eukaryota, Fungi, Glomeromycota, Glomeromycetes, Glomerales, Glomeraceae.
GACUAUGAAACCAAAACUGAUGAACUAACUCGUAAAAAAGGUGAACUAGAAGCGGAAAUCACCAACUUAGAGACUAAAUAUAAAAAGAAAGCUAAAUUACUAGAUGAGGAACAGUGCGAAAAUAAUAAGCUUACCCAAAGAAUCACCAGUUUAGAACAACAAAUUGAAAAAGAAAAAUCAACUCCUUUACCUCAAAGUUGA